AUGUCAUCAACUAAUAUUAAUAUAAUUGACUCAAGUAUAGCGGCAAUAGUCGCACGAUUAACUACUCACCCUCUUGACACGAUUCGUGUGCUUGCUCAAACUACUUUGUCAACACCAUCCUAUUCUUACCCUCAUUUAACUUCAAAUGCUAAAUUUUCACCUAAUGGAGUCAAACAUAUUUAUUACUUUUUCAAGUCUACCAUUCAAAAAAAUCCAGUCAUUCAAGUAAUAAGCAGAACUCCUGUCAAAAAUUUAUAUAAUGGUCUCCCAGUUGCUACUAUUCUUGGUAUCCCUGCAUCAUCAUCUUUUCUCUUCGUUUAUGAUAUAUCAAAGUACCAUCUAUCUUCUAAUUUUAACAUAAAAGAUGAUAGAAUGUUAAAUCACGUUUUAAGUGGUACAUUUGCAGAAAUAAUAAGUGGAAUAUUAUGGACACCUAUGGAAGUUAUUAAAAGUAAACUUCAAGCUAAUGAUGCAACUUUUCAAUCUCGUGAAAUUAUUAGUAAAAGGAUUAUAAGUUCGUAUAUAGGUAGUAAAAAUGGUAAUCUUAAUACUUUUGAAAUUUCAAAAAAUAUUUUUAAAGAGGAAGGUUUACGAGGUUUUUAUAGAGGAUAUUUUAUUACAUUGGCAGUGUUCAUUCCUCAUGUAAUUACUUAUUUUGUAAUUUACGAAAAAUGUAAAGCUUGGGGUCGUGCUAAAUAUUUAAAGAAAAAUGAAUUAUCAAAUUCGAUUGAUUUACCAUUUUCAAGUUACCUACUCUAUUCAGGUUUCUCAUGUGCGGUAGCUGCUUCAGUAUCAAAUAUUUUAGAUAUUGUUAAAACUAGAACUCAAGUUUCUUCAAAUGAAUCUAUCACUAUUGAUAAUACUGGUAAAUUACAUUCUAUAAAAAACAUUCCAAGGGAAAUUAUUAAAAAUAUGUAUAAAUAUGAAGGUGGUCUAAGAGCAUUUGCAAAAGGAAUGAGUUCUAGAAUUUUGUGGGCAGUUCCUUUCUCUUCUAUUAGUAUGGCUGUAUUUGAAAUUUUAAAAAAUAGAAGAAAUAAAAUGAAUUUAGAGAAG
Molecule: messenger RNA, 1053 nt
Organism: Dentiscutata erythropus
Lineage: Eukaryota; Fungi; Glomeromycota; Glomeromycetes; Diversisporales; Gigasporaceae
Source: the annotation of a GenBank genome assembly